AUGUCUACGAUCAAUGAAAGUAACCAUCCAAAAAUAGUAUCAAAAAUAGGAAUAAUAGGAGGUGGAGUAAGUGGUAUAGCAAUAGCAAAACAGCUAUCACACUUGAAUCCUAUUGUGUUUGAAGCCUCUGAUUCCAUUGGUGGUGUGUGGAAGCAUUGUACAUACAAUUCCACAAAGCUUCAAUCUCAUCGUAGGGACUAUGAGUUCACUGAUUUUCCUUGGCCGGAGAGAGAUAACAAUGAUUUUCCUACACAUGUUGAAGUGGUGGAUUAUUUGCGUUCUUAUGCUAAGUAUUUUGAUGUGGUGAAGAAUAUCAGGUUUAAGUCUAAGGUAGUAGAACUCAGGUUUAGUGGUAACACAAAUUCUGAGUUUGGAGGACUAGGGUUAUCUUGUGAUCUUGAGUAUGGAUGUUUACUUCCUGGACAAUCUAUGUGGGAUGUUGCUGUGCAGACCAAUGACUCUCAUGCCAUUCAGUGGUACAGCUUCGAGUUUGUGGUGGUUUGCAUAGGGAAAUAUGGAGACAUACCAAAGAUUCCAAUGUUUCCAAGCAAAAGAGGCCCUGAGGUAUUCAAUGGAAAGGUCCUUCAUACACUUGAUUACUGUAAACUUGAUCAACAAGCUGCUAAUCAACUUCUCAACAACAAAAAAGUUGUUAUAGUAGGUUUCAAAAAAUCUGCUCUUGAUUUAGCCAUGGAAUGUGCACAGGCAAACCAAGGAGUUGAAGGAAAACCAUGCACCAUGGUGAUAAGAACUUUGCAUUGGACAGUUCCACAUUACUGGAUAUGGGGUUUGCCAUUUUUCUUGUUUUACUCAACAAGAUCUUCUCAGUUACUCCACCAAAGACCAAACCAAGGCUUACUUAGAGAUCUUCUAUGCUUCUUGUUAUCUCCAAUGAGGCUUGGCAUUUCAAAGUUCAUUGAGUCCUACAUUAUGUCGAAAGCUCCGUUGGAGAAGUAUGGAUUAAAACCUGAACACCCUUUUGAGGAAGAUUACGCGUCGUGUCAAAUGGCUAUCAUGCCGGAGAAUUUCUUCUCUGAGGUGGAAAAGGGGAAGAUUCUCUUUAAAAAGGGGUCGAAGUGGUGGUUCUGUAAUGAAGGGAUCGAGUUCGAAGAUGGCGCUAAGGUGGAAGCUGAUGUAGUGAUCCUUGCAACUGGUUUUGAAGGAAAGAAAAAGCUCAAAGCGAUUUUACCAGAACCUUUUUGUAGUCUGUUGGAGUACCCUUCUGGUCUUAUGCCGUUAUACAGGGGAACUAUCCAUCCAUUGAUUCCAAACAUGGCUUUUAUCGGAUACGUUGAGAGCGUUUCGAAUCUCCACUCUUCAGAGCUACGUUCAAUGUGGCUUUCUGGGCUUGUAGACGACAAAUUCAAGCUUCCAAAAGUCGAGCGAAUGCUUUCGCAGACACUUGAAGAGAUUGAAGUCAUGAAAAGGUCAACAAGGUUCUACAAGAGACACUGCAUUUCAACAUAUAGCAUCAACCAUAGCGAUGAAAUAUGUAACGAUCUUGGAAGGAGUUCGUGGAGGAAGAAGAACUGGAUAUCCGAAGCGUUCGGCCCGUACAGCAGUCAAGACUACCAGAAGGAAAAUUGA
This is a messenger RNA of Vicia faba (fava bean), 1587 nucleotides long. NCBI's taxonomy places the organism in Eukaryota, Viridiplantae, Streptophyta, Magnoliopsida, Fabales, Fabaceae. The record is from the annotation of a GenBank genome assembly.